CACCUCUUUCUCCACACUCCCACAGACUCUUACACCUACGCACAUUCACACCUCUCUCUCUCUAUCUCUCGUCUAGUCUCUAUAAUUUUAUGGCCAAAGGAGGUGGACUCCCCAUUGAUUCAGAUCCAAUUGCCUACUUGUCUCUUCACAAACCCAUAGUCCUCAACUCCUUCCAACAUCACUGCCCUAAUAAUUCUACUUCUGCUUCUUCCACCCACCACCGCCUCUCUGCCUCUUCUCCAAUGGAUCACCACCACCACAACCACCCCAGGUCACCACCACAGCCUCCUCCUCCUCCUCCCUCCCCUCAGCCCCAGACCCUACAAUUCUCAGUCAACCUCAACUGCACCGACGACAACGAAAACGACAACAACAACCACCUCAACUCGCCGCCGCAGUCAGACGACAACCAGCGCAAGGUCGUCGACGAGCGCGACUUCUUCGCCGAUAACAACAACAACAACAAGGCCGAGGAAGCUUCCACUGACAAAAUGGACUUCGACGACGGCCCUUCCGGCAUGGAUUUCAACGUUAACACUGGGUUGAAUCUUCUCAUAACAAAUACUAGCAGUGACCAGUCGGUUGUGGAUGAUGGCAUUUCGUCGAGCAUGGAGGAUAAAAGAGCUAAAAGUGAGCUGGCUGUUCUUCAAGCUGAGCUGGAGAGGAUGAACGCGGAGAAUCAAAGGUUAAGAGGGAUGCUUAAUCAGGUCACUACUAAUUACAAUGCUCUACAAGUGCAUUUGCUGAGUUUGAUGCAAAACCCGAAGGGUGAGAGCAUUGCAGAAGUGGAAGAGAAGAAGCUUAGUACUGGCAAUGGACCGCCUAUAGUUGUUCCGAGGCAGUUUAUGGAUCUUGGACUGGCUGCAGCAAAUGGGGAUGCCGAAGAGCCGUCGCAGUCUUCUUCGGAUGAGAGGAGCCGGGAGCAGCGGUCUGGUUCAGGAGACAAUGGGAAGAUUGGUGCUGGACAUGUUGGUGAUGAGGGGCAUGUGUUUGAUCAGGAGAAGAAGAAGUUUGGUAGGGGGGUUAGUGGGAGAGAGGAGAGUCCUGAUCAACAAACGCAGAAUUGGGGACCUAACAAAGUUCCAAGGAUUAAUUCUCCAAAGGAGGUUGAUCAAGCUGAGGCUACAAUGAGGAAGGCUCGUGUUUCUGUUAGAGCUCGAUCGGAGGCCCCCAUGAUCACUGAUGGAUGUCAAUGGCGCAAGUAUGGGCAAAAGAUGGCGAAAGGUAACCCAUGUCCUCGAGCUUAUUACAGAUGCACCAUGGCUGCUGGUUGCCCAGUUAGAAAACAAGUACAAAGAUGUGCUGAAGAUAGGACGAUCCUGAUCACAACAUAUGAAGGCAAUCACAACCACCCGUUGCCGCCAGCCGCCAUGGCAAUGGCAUCGACCACAUCAUCUGCAGCUCGAAUGCUACUCUCCGGGUCUAUGACAAGCGCUGAUGGCCUAAUGGAUUCAAACUUGCUCACAAGAACCAUUCUCCCAUGCUCCUCAAGCAUGGCCACUAUCUCAGCGUCAGCUCCAUUUCCAACUGUUACAUUGGACUUAACACAGUCCCCCAACCCUUUACAGUUCCCAAGGCAACCAGGACAAUUCAACAUUCCAUUCCCAAACCAGCCCCAGAACAUAACCAACGGACCAGCUGCUGCCUCAUUGCUGCCCCAAAUCUUCGGUCAGGUGCUCUACAACCAGUCAAAGUUCUCUGGCCUUCAAAUGUCACAGGACAUGGACCGUAAUGCUCAACCAGAACAAGGUCAGCAAGGACAGCAGCCGAACUCAUUGGCCGAUACUGUCACUGCUGCCACAGCCGCUAUCGCAGCUGAUCCGGGCUUCACUGCAGCUCUAGCAGCAGCCAUCACCUCCAUCAUUGGCAAUGCUCAUCCAAACAGCAAUGGUAACAAUUCAACCACCAACAACACAAGCAACACCAAUGGGAAGGAAACAACAGCAGCAAAUUGCAACAAUAAGAGUAUUGGCAAAUCCAGUUUUCCAGGGAACUGAAGAAAGCCACUUUUCUUUGUUCCUUUUAGGUUUUUUCUUUCUCUUUUAUUUGGAGAUGGAAAGAAAGUGAAAAAUAUACAUGUUCUUUUUUCUUUGGGGAUUUGGAGGGGAUACAAGUUGAAACAUAGGUUCCUUAUAUUCUUUUGUUAUUUGAAUAAUGUCCAAACUAUAUGUCAUCAAGGAAAAAAACAAAGGAAGAGCUAAGAAUGCAAAUUGGUUUACCAAUUGUUGUUUGUAUGCGGAAAUAGUGGGGUUGGAGUUUUUUUGGCAGCCAUUAUUAGUUUAUGUCAAGGUUCUAUGUUUUCCUUUGUACCAAAAAAAAGGUUCUAUGUUUUCCUAAAGAGCAAACAAAAGCCAUUAGAUGGGAAAGGAACAAAGGAAAAUAUGAAUUUAGGAAAAGAACAAGAGGGAAUUAGGGUUUAUAUGUUUUCCUGCUUGGAGUUAUAUAAGUGGCGGUCAACAAAAACGUCUGGGAGUGACCCCCCAAAGGAGAAUACGAGAUAUGUGGAUUAGUUUGACACGUUAAGAAGAAAGAAAGAAAGAGACUUUGGCUGGUCACAUUUUUUCUUCUGAUUUCUUUUCAUGUCAUCAUGUUUGAAAUUAUCAUUUUCCUUUUUUGCUGCAAUCGAAUUUUUUUUUCCUUUUUUUUUUUUCCAUUUUAAAGCAGUCCGAGUGUGUCUUUAGCUUCACAUAUUUGGCGUCCUAUUUUGGUAGUCAUAUCCUUUUGCAUGAUGCAGUACUUAUGGCUUUGAUAAUUGAUAUGAAUGGUUGGAUUGUGAAAGGGGUUUUGAGUUCAGAGCUGAUGUGAUAGUGAGAGAUGGACAUUGGCAGGAGUG
Molecule: messenger RNA, 2833 nt
Organism: Argentina anserina (silverweed cinquefoil)
Lineage: Eukaryota; Viridiplantae; Streptophyta; Magnoliopsida; Rosales; Rosaceae
Product: probable WRKY transcription factor 31
Biological process (GO): regulation of DNA-templated transcription
Molecular function (GO): DNA-binding transcription factor activity; sequence-specific DNA binding
Source: RefSeq, a predicted model, not a curated record